This is a messenger RNA of Capsicum annuum, 982 nucleotides long. RefSeq lists its product as uncharacterized. The transcript is spliced from 2 exons. The record is from RefSeq and is a predicted model, not a curated record. The coding region runs from base 128 to 586 and encodes 152 amino acids. NCBI's taxonomy places the organism in Eukaryota, Viridiplantae, Streptophyta, Magnoliopsida, Solanales, Solanaceae.
CUUACAGAGACAAGUAUCAAUAAUUGUAAUAGAAAAAAUAAGUCAACUCAUAAUCAUAAGCAUAAAAGGUUAAUAGUCAAGCCAAACAAGAAUUGUAACGAGCAACAAAUUUAAAGACAAAAUUAACAUGGAUUUCAAUUUGAAGCUAGAGAGAAAAUCAUCAAUAAGAAAGCUAGGAAGAAGUAGAAGCACACUAUUAGCGUCAGAGUUAAUUAAUAUUCCAUGUGGAGACACAGAUUAUUAUGAAAGAAUUUCACAGUCUAUGAGACAUGUUGAAAUUAUUGAUGAUGAGGCCAAUCCCAUACUAAUACAUAAGUGGAAGAAGAAGAAAAAUAAAGCAUGGGUAUUUCUCAUGAGGGUAUUUUCUUUCAAGAAAAUGACUACAAGUGAUGAAAAGAUGAAAGAAGAAAGUGCUGAUCAUGAGAUGAACAAGAAGAAGAUGCAGUCUUCAUCACGGGAAAAAGAUGGGAAGAUUACACAAAAGCCAGAUGAAGUAGUGUUGGUAGUGGAAAAGAAACAAAUAAGGCAGCCUACAUUUCUUCCUGAUCCUUACAGACGAUGGCCUGUUCAAGGAUGGCGAUAUUGAAGAUUAAAAUUGAUAUACACAUGAAUAUUAAAACAUUGUGAAGGAUUCAGUGAACGUCUUGAAAAAUAGUAAUACAUGAUAAUUCACUGAAUGAUUGUUGACUCUACGGUGCUGUAAAAUAUGAUCUAAAUUAGGCAUGUGCAGAUUGUUAAUAUUCUCGGAGCCCAAGAAUAAAAGAAUUUUUGUUAUUUAAUUUUCUGUUUUUAAUAUACUUGAGAUCAAGAACGCACCCUAUAAAUAUUGGUUUUGUUUCUUCAUUUUGAUCAUCCCACAUUUGAAAACUCAUUUGAAUGUUCUUUGUAAUUGGGAGUUUUUUGUAUAUCUGAUAGAGUAGCGUUAGGAAAUACUUUUCGUGAACCUCUUUUUUAUUGAGUGAAUUGUAUGUGGUUAUUGUCU